Molecule: messenger RNA, 1271 nt
Organism: Aspergillus uvarum CBS 121591
Lineage: Eukaryota; Fungi; Ascomycota; Eurotiomycetes; Eurotiales; Aspergillaceae
Exons: 1
Coding region: 100-1119 (339 amino acids)
Source: RefSeq, a predicted model, not a curated record
AAAAUCCUGGUUCUGCGCCCGGCAAACCACCCUUUCAAUUUUUUCUCUCGCACACCAGCAUGAGGUCCAGUUAGCCCAACUCUUGGUUCGCAGACGGAUAUGGAAGCGUCUCACCCAGACCCAGAGGGUAUUAUGCUACCCCCAAGCCCUGUGGACUCGGCAGGUUCGGUUGACUCGACCUCGUCCGGCUCUACCGUCGAGCAUACCAGGGAGCCAGAACGCAGUGAUCACGUCACGAUCACCUUGUCUCUCACGCCUGAUUCGCCUGCCCAAACUCCGAGUCGUGCUUCUUUCAACCGCUCCCACGUCCGUUCACGAUCGAUGAUCGAAGUUCCAGGCGUCCCUCCAAUGACGCGCGCCCACUCUUCCCCCGGGCUGGACUCGCGGGGCAGAUAUAUCUUCGUCAAUGGUCGCGGGGGGCUUGCCAACGUCGGCGACAAUUCAGCUAGGCGUUAUCUGCCGCUGCAGGUGAACACGGGGGAAUCAUCCGACUCGAGAAUGGUGCCCCUGAAUGUCUCCCAGACCAUUUCCGAGAACGCGGAGUUGGACACCAGGAUGGUUACGUCGCCCUCCAAGGCCGACUGGCACCCUACAUCGCCGGUACUCCCGCACACACUUCCUCGCGUCAAUCGUCGACGUCCCUCGUCUCCCUUGAAUUUCCAUCCGCCGUCGUCGCCUGGUUCGGUCAUGGGCAGCCCGUCCCCUUCGCACUCCUCCCCUGGCGUACUCAGUUCGCGAUUCAAUGAGACCUUUCCAGGCUAUUCUGCCUCUUCCACUUCAUCUAUUCCCUCGACCCCGACCAGUCUCCGAUCUCGCAGCCCGAGCAUCUCCUCGCUGGAAACCAUUCCGGAUAUUCCCGAUGCGGAAGCAGAAGCCCAAGAGGCGGACAGAAUCGCAGCAUUGAAAGCUGCUGCCGAUAAAGCCGAUGAAGCGGAGGAGGCCACCAAUACGAAUCGACGGCGUGGGACUUCCGAUGCUUCGGGUCCCUCGAGCCCUUUCAUGAACACGCGCGUUUCUUCUGGUGGAUACGGGGUGCGGGCCGAUAAGCGGAAGCGCUGGAGUGUCUGUGGGGCGGAACGUCGUCAAGAUCUGGAUCUGGAGACCAUCUGGGAAGAUUGAGGAGUCAGCCGAAUUCGACACGGCCAUUACCAGGAACCACGAUCCUUCUCACAAUGGACAACGGCUCUCGCCGGCGUCAAGAGAAACAAAUCACCGGAGCCGACCCUAUUGAACCUUAUCGAACACACAUUUCUCGUCCUUUCAUUCAAUUU